AUGAAUUUUCUUCAGCCCUAUGGUUGUUGCUUUUAUCCUUAUCGUCCACAAAUAUAUUAUAAUUGGCAAGCCGAGAACAUUCAAGAACAAAAUUCUGCUGCUACAACUUAUAAGCAAGAAGUAGUAUAAUGGCUGUUCACUUUGGAAUAAUCUGAGUUGUAUAAACUAUUUCAGAUAAAAGGAUAAAUAAGAACAUUUCCAAUAAUGAAAAUGUAUAUACAUGAUAAACAAUUUCAGCCUUCGAAUUAUGCACUUCUUCAAAAGGCUACAAUUAAAUUAGAGUCUAAAAUUGAUGAUAACUAGUUUAUAAUCAAAACGAGAGUCUCUCACAAAAAAACAGAUGAAUUAUAUGAAAAGCUGAUGAUUUUUGAUGAUGAAAAUUUUCUAGAUACAAUUAUAGUGAGCGAACCUCACUUAGAAAAUUUGAGCAGCUUUCUUGAAUUGUUAGAUGAAACUAGUGAUAAAUAUUUUCUUUCUACCUCUCCAAAAUCGAAUUUAGAAAAGGCAGAAGACCCUCUUUGGUUUCAUUAGAAUAGCUUUCAUAGUUGUUCAGCCUGGAUUAUAAAGGAAUUCGAGAAAAAUAUUAAUUUUUAUUACAACAUACAAAGAGAUAAAAAGAAAAAAUAUAGAUUUUAAACAUAGAUGAUAACUAGAAAUAACUCCAAAGAUCUACAGGAAUACUUUGAAAAGAAUCUGGCUCACAAUAAAGAGAAACUCAGCUAUUAUUUUGAAUAAAUAUACACAGAUAUCAAAACCCAUCCAAAUGAAUUGGAUAAUAUCUUUUACGAAAAUAUAUUUUCAGGGACUGCUAUUAAAUUAAUCAAAUCCUAGGUUGAACUCUCAUCUAACUUUCAAUAAAAAUGUCACUCUGAUGCCAACAUCAUCAAUUCUAUGUUAAUCUUUUCAAUGUCAGAUUUAUUAGAUUAGAAGACUUAUUUCCUAAAGAAAUUCUAUUAGAUUGUGAUUCAAUUGUUUUAAGAACAUUUGGAGAAUGAACUAUUCAACAGUGAAUUAUAAAUUAAGAAGAAAAAAGACAAGAAAAAGUUAAAGAAAAAAAAGUCCGAAAAAAUUGAAUAUAAGAAAACUCUUGAUCCUAUUGAAUUGAAUCAACGUCUCUCAAGCAAGAAUUUAUAAGACUCAAACAUACUAAGAUUUUCGAGAUCGUAUUCAUAAAAUAAUUUUGCCUAUUCUUAUGUGACACCACCAAAUACACCCUCAGCUUGGGAAAAUAGUGAUGAUCAGAAUGAAGUGAAUGCUCAAAGCUGUCAAUCUCAGAAAUAACAGAAAAAUGAAAGAUAAAAAAAUGUUUUAGAAAGUCAAAGUAUUAUUGAAUUAGGAUAAGCCAAUAUCUCUCAAGCCUUUGUAGAAAAUUCGUAAUAUCCAACUAAUGAUGACUUUGUAGAAUACACUCGAACAAUAACUGCAAAUAUUUUAGAAAUAGUAUUUGGAUCUUUGGCAGAUGAAUAUGCAUACAAAGAUGAAGUGAUAAAAGAGAAAAAAAAGAUUAAGAAGAAAUAGAAAACAGUUUGGAGAUCUAUCCCAGAAAGCAGAGACGAAUAGAUGUAACUAUAAUCUCCUGAAUCUGAAAUUACCAGAUUCUCUGUAGAAACCUAGGCUUAAACUAUAAGAAGUCUCUGCUCAAAUAGAACUGCUUCUACAUCAGAGGAGGAGAAGAAAUAAAGAUUGAAAACAAGAAAGUCUGCAAUUCGAUUUGAGUAAUAGGAAACUGAAUCAAUCUCAUCAUCUAAUUAGAUAUAGGAUGGCAGUCUAAAGGAAUAAAUUGAAAAUGUCUAAUAAAGAGCACAAUAGAAAUUAAUUGAAUAGAUUAGUUAUGAUAUUGUUGAAUUCACUGAUAACAUUAUGAAUGAUUAUGAAGAGAUGUUACCCUUUAGACUUCUAGCUUUUGACAGAAUUAAACUAGUAAUUUAGAAGGUGUUCUAUGGAAUACCUGAUGAUAUGAUAUAGUAAGAAUAUAAUCAAUAUCAAGAUUGUUUGGUUCUUGUGCUACUGGAUUGGCAUUAAUUGAUUCGGAUAUAGAUAUUGGCAUUAGUGGAUUUUAACCUAUGA
Molecule: messenger RNA, 2067 nt
Organism: Paramecium tetraurelia
Lineage: Eukaryota; Ciliophora; Oligohymenophorea; Peniculida; Parameciidae
Exons: 6
Source: RefSeq, a predicted model, not a curated record